Messenger RNA from Owenia fusiformis, 1989 nucleotides. Lineage: Eukaryota; Metazoa; Annelida; Polychaeta; Sabellida; Oweniidae. The record is from the annotation of a GenBank genome assembly.
AAAACAGACAGAGCCCUCGAAGACAGACAGAGUCCUACAAGACAGACAGAGGCCUAGAAGACAGACAGAGGCCUAGAAGAUAGACAAAGGCCUAGAAGACAGACAGAGGCCUAGAAGAUAGACAAAGGCCUAGAAGAUGCAGUACUCCAGAAUGGAUAUGGAUGAAGGGAGUCACAUACUCAGUCGUGAUAACAGCAUGACUGCCCCCUCGUCCCCUACUUCCAGUCAUGCUAGUGAUAUGUACCAGCUAGUGGACAAUGAUGAGGAAAAGCGCCAGAAAAGUAACAUUCCCAUGGCCAGCUUUAACUUCAUCAACUCCAUCAUUGGAUCUGGAAUCAUAGGUAUGCCAUUUGCCCUAAAGCAGGCAGGAUUUGGGAUGGGAAUAAUUCUCCUUAUUCUAGUCUCUAUCAUGACAGAUUACUCCCUGAUCUUGUUAAUCCAUGGAGGGGAACUGUCUAACACCUAUUCGUAUCAGGACUUGGUGCGUGCAGCUUUUGGGAGACCAGGGUUCUAUGUGCUGACUAUAAUGCAGUUCCUCUAUCCCCUCAUAGCAAUGAUUAGUUAUAAUAUCAUCAUUGGGGACACAAUCACAAAAAUAGUUGUCAGAUUAGGUGGAGAAUCUCUACGAUAUUCCAUAUUAGGAAAUAGGCAAUUUAUCAUCGUCAUAGUAACCCUACUAUUCACACUACCGCUUAGUCUCUAUCAGAAUAUAGCCAAACUUAGCAAGGUGUCUCUGAUUGCGCUGUUAGGGAUCCUGUUUAUUAUUGGGGCAAUGAUUAGUAAAGCUGUUACUAUGAAAGAUAUGGUACCUGCAACAGAAGGCGCCUGGGAGUUUGCUAACUAUAACAUCACUUCUGCACUGGGGAUCAUGGCAUUUGCUUACAUGUGCCACCAUAACUCGUUCAUCAUCUACGACUCUCUGGAGAAAAGAUCGGAGAAGAACUGGCAAGUCGUAACGCACCUGAGUGUUAUCUUCUCCAUGCUUUGUACUCUGGCCCUGGCAGUGACUGGAUAUAUCACUUUCACUGGACUAACUGAAGGAGAUGUACUGGAGAACUACUGUCAUAAAGAUGACCUUGCUAAUGCUGCUAGAGUCAUCUUUGCUAUAACUAUCAUGCUGACUUUCCCAAUAGAGUGCUUCGUAACCCGUGAGGUGAUUGAAAUUGCAGUGUUCCCCAACCGAUCAUUUCCUAAACCAUUAUGGCGUCACAUUACAAUCACACUUGUUGUCGUGGUAACUACUGUGUUAAUCUCCAUGUUAACCGACUGUCUUGGAAUCGUUCUGGAACUUAAUGGAGUCCUGAAUGCUGCACCAUUAGCAUACAUCAUUCCUCCGCUCUGCGUCAUGAAACUACAACAGGAACCAAUUUUAUGUCGGAAAAACAUCGGGCCACUUACAUGCGCAUUGUUUGGCGCUCUAGUGUGUGUUAUAGGUAUGGUGAUGUGGAUCUAUAAUCUCGCACAAGGUGUAACAUGUAAUCAUGGACGUGAGAUGGCAUACUGUUUGAAAGCUGAUGGCAAUGCAAGUCUCGUAGAAAAUUCAACACAUUCCUUUUUUACAGAUAUGACCACCACUAGUAAUGUUGUGACUGUUGGUUAGGAUUUUAAAGUAAUUCUAGUAUUUUAUAUGUAAUACAUAUAUUAAUCAAGCUUUCAACACUGAUAUGUUUGGUUUGGCUGCAUUCAGAUGCACAAUCUACCAAUUUUACAAUGUCCAUCUCAAAAAAUGAUUAAAAUAAAACUGAACAAAAGAACCAAUUGAUAUUUAAAUGCUGUCACAAAAAAAUCAUCUGAUAUUUGGGUAUACUUGCAGGGGUUUCAUUAACAGCAGGCAACAGGAGAUUUUCACAAAAUUGUCUUUGUUUUUAGGGACUUUUCAACUUUUCCAUGUUAAAUUGAUAUGAUUUCUAUUAAUUUUGCUUGUUGUUUUCAUUUAUCUAGCUUGUGAGAAAUUUUAGUGAAACUCCUGACUUGUGUAACCUUUUGUAC